AUGGAAUCAGAAACGACUUCCAAGGGAGACAGCGUUCAACAGCCAGAGGAUUCACAUGUCACCAGCACGAAAUGGGAACGGGUUCAGGAAGUGAUUUGGGACGGCCCUCGGUCGAAAGACGAGAAGCGGCUUAUUCAAAGACUUGAUCUGUUUGUCUUGAUUUGGGCAACCUUCGGCUACUUUGUCAGACUACUCGAUUCAAGCAACAUAAGUGAGUCUAGCCAGGAAGACUUGGAUUUUGAAGGCAACCAGUACAAUCUUCUACAGACAUGCUUCACCUGCGGCUACUUGGUGGGCCAGGUUCCGUCUCAGUUUCUUCUCACUCGCGUUCGACCCUCGAUAUAUCUACCGAUGGCUGAGCUUCUGUGGACUAUUGUCACUUUUUGCUUCGCUUCGGUCCGGAGCGUUCGCCAAGUUUCUGCUUUGCGGUUUCUACUGGGCCUCCUAGAAAGUCCUUUCGCAGUUGGUGUUUUGACAAUCAUGGGUAGCUGGUAUACACCUAAAGAACUUUCUAAACGUAUAUCAAUCUUCUAUUCGGCCAGCUACGCUGCUAGUAUGUUUAGUGGAUAUUUUCAAGCUGCUAUCUAUAAAGGCCUCGACGAGGCGAGCGGUUUACCUGGUUGGCGCUGGCUUUUCAUAUUCUGCGGCUUCAUCUCCAUAUGGGCACCACUUUGGGGCUUCUUCGCCGUGCCGGACAUCCCGUUCAUCACGAAGGCUCGAUGGAUGCGGCAAGGGGAGCAAGAGAAGCAUAUACGCCGCAUGGAGGCGGUAGACCGGCGAAAGCCAGAGCCAUUGACCAAGUCGAGAGUCUGGCAGAUAUUUACUAAUUGGCCCCUCUACGUCUUUAGCUUUACGUUGAUAUGCCAUUGUGUGGUAACGCAGCCACUCAACUACUUCUCGGUAUGGCUCAAAUCUUUAGACCGCUUCACAGUCUACCAGAUCAACCGUUUCCCUACAGCUGCGCAGGCCGUUGGGUUGGUCACCACAUUGCUUUAUGCAUGGCUUUCUGAUGGGUUGGAGAAACGAUGGCAAGUCCUGCUCAUACCCGCAAUCAUCAAUUUGAUCGGUAUGAUCAUGGUCGCUGUUGGGUCAACCUACGCGCUGACAUUCGCUGGGUAUCUCAUCAACGCGGCUUCUUGGGGCUUUUGGCCGGUACUUUAUGCAUGGGCCAUUGAGAUCAUGCAUAAGAACAUGGAGGAGCGAGCGGUAGUCAUUGGAAUCGCUCAGACCCUUGGUCAAGCUUUCAUCGCGUGGGUCCCAGUGGUUAUUCUCGACGUUGGGAAAUAUGCGCCCUCGUUCCACAUGGGAGUCUCCAUCAUGUGCGGCGUAAGCGUCCUGGAGCUCUCAAGCAUCUUUCUGAUUAAGCACUUUGAAGAACGUGAGAAGGCUAAGGAGGAAAGGGCAAUAUCGGGAGUGUAA
This is a messenger RNA of Colletotrichum aenigma, 1419 nucleotides long. RefSeq names its product Pantothenate transporter liz1 (gene liz1-6). The coding region runs from base 1 to 1419 and encodes 472 amino acids. The record is from RefSeq and is a predicted model, not a curated record. NCBI's taxonomy places the organism in Eukaryota, Fungi, Ascomycota, Sordariomycetes, Glomerellales, Glomerellaceae. Gene Ontology annotation, cellular component: membrane. Gene Ontology annotation, biological process: transmembrane transport. Gene Ontology annotation, molecular function: transmembrane transporter activity. The transcript has 9 exons.